Tetrapisispora phaffii CBS 4417 is the source of this 1110-nucleotide messenger RNA. It is a transcript of the gene REF2, whose product is annotated as RNA-processing protein REF2. Lineage: Eukaryota; Fungi; Ascomycota; Saccharomycetes; Saccharomycetales; Saccharomycetaceae. The transcript has a single exon. The record is from RefSeq and is a predicted model, not a curated record. Bases 1 to 1110 code for a protein of 369 amino acids.
AUGUACCAGGAUUAUAUAAAUGACAUAAUGAUGAUUGCUUCUAAAACGGACGUAUAUGAAUUUCUCAAAAAUAGUAUUAUCAAAUUAGAACCAAAUGAGAGAAAAGGUUACAUUGACAAUCUAAACAGUGACAGUAUUGAUAUUUUAAAAAAGGAUGAAUAUAAAUCAAAGAUUAAUGAAGUUUUUACAGAACUGUUCUCUUUAGAUUCAGCACGGAACGAUAUAAUUAGAUCAUAUAUCAAUUUUCUAAUGUUACUUGACUAUAAAAAAGAAGAUUUAAAAUUAUUUAAAAUUCCAGAAGAAUUGAUCGAUGAAUUUAAUAUCAAUGCGCUCGAACAGUCGAAUAAACAAGAUGAGAUAGAUAAUACAAAGAAAAUAUCAUUCUCAAAAUAUUUAAAGAAAGCAGAAAAUGAUACUGAAAGUGACAAUGAUAACAAAAAACGUUCCUUAGAGACUUCAAAUAUUAAUGAAGAAAGCAAUAGUAAAGAUGAGAGUACUCGGAAGAGAAUUAAAAUCGAAAACCAAUCUAAGAUACCAUCUAUUUUGAAAUAUAAAACUCAAGAAUCUCUACGAAAAAAAUCAGCAGGAGGGACAUCAUCAUGUAAUUCUAAUAGUAGAAGUAUAAGCUUUGCUUCUGAUGCGCAAUUAAUCACAGUCUUUGGUGAGGAUCUUCCUGAAAAAGGUCUUAAAUUAUCUCCACCAGAAUUAAAAAAGUUACUUAAACCUUUCAAUGAAAAUGAACCAAGAGAAGUUUUUGCUCUUGAAGGCAAAAAACCUUUUACGAAGGCUAAAGAGUUGAUUAUAAAAUUAAGCAAUAAUAAAGAGGAUAUUUCUGAUAUAACGGUAUUGAAAAAUGGACCUAUUCAAACUGAAGUUAUGCAUCCCCUCAAAUAUACUGUAAAUUUUUCCAAUUUUUCGCCAGAUUUGGGUAAUAAACAACCCAGAGAACCUGUAAUCAUAAACAGUUCAAAUACUGAUAAAAAAAAAAUAUUGAUUGUCAAGGCAUUUGGUAAAAAUAACUUAUUGUUAAGAUCUGACAGAGGUGGCUUACCAUAUAGACUCGUCCCAAAAUUUAAACAAAAUGAUUAUCCUCCAAGACCAUUGCAUUAA